AUGGAGGAAGGCGAAGAAAUAACACUGAUGCCUUACGACGAUGGUCUGGGCGGCGGUGAUGGCAGCAACGAACAGAUCCAGGAAUCCCACAAACCCGGCGUGCCUGGAGAAGUUGGCGGAACUUUACUACCAGAUGACGGGGACGGGAUAAAUGUGGAUGAGCCAUUCCACGAUGAGCAAGGAAAAGGAGAAACACUUCCUGAUGAUGAGGCAGACGAACCCGAACACGGUGAACAUGAAUUACCACCACCAUCAAUGGACGACAAGACGAAACACCAGGAGCCUGAACCAGUAGCAGAGACAGAUGACAAGCCAGAACCAGGGGAUGGUGAGGUACCACCACCAAACUUGGACGAAAAACCUGAACCUGUGGAGCCGGAAUCACAAGAAUCAUCUGAUAACAGACCAGAACCUCAAGAGCCUGGGUUACCACCACCCGCAACUGACAAAGCAGGACCCGAGGAAUCGGAUCAACCUCCAGCUCUGAGCGGCAAACAAAAACGGGAGGAACCGCUGGAACCGGAAUGGUCAGGGGCGCGCCCGUCACCUCCACAUCCUGCGCCAGUACCGGAUCGUCCCUCACCGGCAUUGCCGCAAACAAUCCCAGACCAGCCGUAUCAGCCACAGCCACCACCUGGUCAGCCUUUUCCACCAGAACCACGACCCGCGACCGACUUGCCCGGUCUCCCCCGUUCGCAGCCGUGUGAUCCGCAAAAGCCCGGAGCAUAUCAUAUUAUUGCGACGGGCAUGAAUCCGGAUAUGCAGCAGUACGCAAUAUCGCUAGCUGGACAAGCUCUUGCUCAGUGA
Molecule: messenger RNA, 807 nt
Organism: Gongylonema pulchrum
Lineage: Eukaryota; Metazoa; Nematoda; Chromadorea; Rhabditida; Gongylonematidae
Source: the annotation of a GenBank genome assembly